AUGGCAUUUACAACCAUGAAACUGCAGAAGAUUGCCAAGAUUGGGGCAUGCAGGAAAAAAUACGUCAAAGGUUCGAGCUCCCGAUAUUUUGUUCUGAUCUUCCCUGGUGUCCGCCUGGCCUCUGAUAGCCAGUUCAGUGAUUUUCUGGAUGGCCUUGGCCCUGCCCAGCUGGUCGGGCGCCAGACUCUGGCUACACCUGCGAUGGGUGACAUUCAGGUAGGAAUGAUGGACAAAAAGGGACAACUGGAGGUGGAAAUCAUUCGGGCUCGUGGCCUUGUUGUAAAACCAGGUUCCAAGACACUGCCAGCACCAUAUGUAAAGGUGUAUCUGUUGGACAAUGGAGUCUGCGUAGCCAAAAAGAAAACAAAGGUGGCAAGAAAAACACUGGAGCCCCUUUACCAGCAGCUGUUAUCUUUUGAAGAAAGCCCCCAAGGGAAGGUGUUACAGAUCAUUGUCUGGGGAGAUUAUGGCCGCAUGGAUCACAAGUCCUUUAUGGGAGUGGCCCAGAUACUUUUAGAUGAACUGGAGCUGUCCAACAUGGUGAUUGGAUGGUUCAAACUUUUCCCCCCUUCCUCCCUAGUAGAUCCAACCUUGGCCCCUCUGACAAGAAGAGCUUCCCAGUCAUCUCUGGAAAGUUCAACCGGACCUUCUUACUCUCGUUCAUAGCAGCUGUUAAACUGUUGUCAUAGCAACCAGCGUUACAAAAAAAAAAAUUAAAAAAUCACAGGUCGCCAGCCCUGGUAACACUGCAUGCUUAAUGUUGUGUCUUCUGAGCCUGUUCCUAGGGAUACAGCGCGAUCCUGUAUUCUCAGAGGAAGUUGCACACAUUGUGCCCUAAAGACGGCCCUCAGGUGAAAGAGCAGAGUUAUGAAGAACUAUCAGGUUUGGAGUUCAGUAACACUCGAGUUUUGGUCCAAUCUGAAGCCAUGGAUUAAUCUCAAAGAAUCAGUCAGUUUCAUGCAACAAAAGCCCUUUUCAAUGGCACCUUUAUAUUUUUAUCGUUCCUUUUUCUUCAUUUCUCUGACCCCAAAGCCCUGUUAUGCCACAGAAAUGGAGUUAUACAGUCCUUAAGCCAUGUUACAAGUCAAGGAGUGAAGUCCUACGAAGCGUCAGGUGAAAAGCAAGAGACCAAAGAAGUGGUCCGGGACAGACGUCAGCCCUCCUCUGGAUGGUGAGCGGGGGCAGCCAGGCCAGCGAGAACGGGGGCAGACUCAGAGCUCCGCAGGCGCGCCAUCACUAACGCCGCGAUGUGUUGGACUCUGAAAAACACAAUUCUGUGGCUACACUGUACUGAAUGAAAUUAAAGAAACUUUUUUUGCAUGGACACAGAUUAGCUGAAUACUUAAAUUAUUUUCUUGGGGCUGCA
Messenger RNA from Suricata suricatta (meerkat), 1366 nucleotides. Its product is annotated as regulating synaptic membrane exocytosis protein 2-like. Gene Ontology annotation, cellular component: presynaptic membrane; cytoskeleton of presynaptic active zone. Gene Ontology annotation, molecular function: small GTPase binding; transmembrane transporter binding. NCBI's taxonomy places the organism in Eukaryota, Metazoa, Chordata, Mammalia, Carnivora, Herpestidae. Bases 1 to 666 code for a protein of 221 amino acids. Gene Ontology annotation, biological process: calcium ion-regulated exocytosis of neurotransmitter; regulation of membrane potential; regulation of synaptic plasticity. The record is from RefSeq and is a predicted model, not a curated record. The transcript has 5 exons.